This is a messenger RNA of Boleophthalmus pectinirostris (great blue-spotted mudskipper), 1140 nucleotides long. Its product is annotated as coiled-coil domain-containing protein 89. The record is from RefSeq and is a predicted model, not a curated record. Lineage: Eukaryota; Metazoa; Chordata; Actinopteri; Gobiiformes; Gobiidae. The coding region runs from base 47 to 1102 and encodes 351 amino acids. The transcript is spliced from 7 exons.
CAAACAGAGAAAGUAAAAACACUCAGCACAAACUACAAACUGGAAAAUGGAGGAAGCAGAGAUGAGCGACUGUAACCUUGUGGCGUUCAAGUCAGUGGAGAAAAUAGAAAGUCUAUAUCUUGCACUGGAAAAGCUUGAGAUGUCUUCUGACGCAGAUUCUACAGACACAGAGGUGCUGCGGUCCAGGAUUGAUGAACAGUCAGCCCUGAUAAAUAUACUAAAGCACAGAUCAGAUGAGCUCCUUUUGCGAUGUCAAGCUCUGCAGAAAAUCAACUCAGACUUAGAGGACAAAGUCACAUACCAUCACGAAGAACUGGAGAAGGAGAGAAAAAGAUAUGAGAUUUUGACAGAGAGAUUUAUGAUUUUGGCAGCCCAGACUGACGCCAUAAUUGUUUUUAAAGAUGAGUACAAAAGUGAAAAUGAAGAGCUUAGAGAGAAAAACCAGGAGCUUCGGUCUGAAAAUGAAUCACUCUUUUCCAGAAAACUGCAAGAUAAAGAGACAACUGUGCAAAAUCUGACACUAGAACUCAAUCAGCUAAAGGACAAAUAUGCUCAGAAUGAACACGAUUACAGAGAAUUGCAGGAUUCAAGGCCAAACUUCUCAAGCAAACAUUGUGAUUAUGAGAAAAAAGAAGCAUCACUUACUGAGAAACUGAAAACUUUGGAAGAAAUGCAGAGGAACACUGCUGCAAUGUGUGAUGAUUUGAAAAAGCAGCUCAAAAGCACUAAAGAGGAGUUUAUGUCAAAUGAGACCAAUAUGACAGAGACUAUAGCAGCACUUCGCAAGGAGAAGGACAAAUUUCUGCAAGUGUCACUUGAAAGGGGGAAAGUAGUACAGAAGAAACAAGAAGAACUGGAGCAACUGGAAAUUAAAGUGAGGGAAGAAAAACAACUCAGAACUAAAGCAGAAGAGAGGUUUAAACGCGAGUCGCAAUUGGUCAACGCCGAUGCUAGAGUAAAGUCUCUUCAGAGUGCACGUGAUGAAAAUACAACAAAAUAUGAGAAGCUGAAAAAGGACUUUGAAGCUUUUAAAGAACACAGCACAAAUCUCCUCACUUAUGAACGGGAAUUAAACAAGAAACUUCUACUCAUGACAGGUUAAAGUUAAGCACCACUGUUGUUAAAAGAAAAAUAAACGCA